AUGGCAUCCGAGAACGAAACUCUGGUCAAGAAAGGCAAAUCCGGCACAUGGGAUAACAUCGAUGUGUUCCGCGAGUUGUCGAUUGUUUUCUACAAUCGUCUCGAUAGCGGUGGCGGCCUUACUCCCGAGUUCAAGGCGUCUGUUGCUGCCUACCUCGGUGGGUGCGGCCAUGAUAUGUCUCGUGUCCUGACCAAGUGGGACGAGAAGACUCAUGAGGACAUCCUCAUCGAGGUCUUCCAUUCGAUCACAAUCUCUCAGUCUGAUCUCACAAAGAUCAUGGAAGGUCUUCACUCCAAGGGCCAUACCUUUUCCGAGUCUGCACUACGGUAA
Molecule: messenger RNA, 330 nt
Organism: Emericellopsis cladophorae
Lineage: Eukaryota; Fungi; Ascomycota; Sordariomycetes; Hypocreales; Bionectriaceae
Exons: 2
Coding region: 1-330 (109 amino acids)
Source: RefSeq, a predicted model, not a curated record